Messenger RNA from Ascochyta rabiei, 2805 nucleotides. RefSeq names its product Non-specific serine/threonine protein kinase. The transcript has 4 exons. The record is from RefSeq and is a predicted model, not a curated record. Bases 1 to 2805 code for a protein of 934 amino acids. Gene Ontology annotation, biological process: protein phosphorylation. Lineage: Eukaryota; Fungi; Ascomycota; Dothideomycetes; Pleosporales; Didymellaceae. Gene Ontology annotation, molecular function: ATP binding; protein serine/threonine kinase activity.
AUGCGCGCCGCCACGAUUGCUCUUACACACCGUACCAAUCCAGUGUCCACCGGUGGUGUGCAAGUCCCAACGGUGCCCGAGAUUCCGCCCUACGCAUCAAGCUGGCUGUUAGCGAGCCAGGUUCCAGUGGAUUAUCUAUUACAUAUGACUUCACGCCUGCAACACAUGGACCUGGUCACCUCGUCUCCCGCGACUUCGAGCAUACGCACUGCCAGCACUGCAUCCACCGCCAGCACAUCACGAACCAGCCUCCCAGCAACCACCACCAUUCCGUACAGUGCUGCUGCCGUCGAUGCUCGUCCAGCACGACCCGGACUAGUAUCCCGCGCCUCUGAGAUCUCUCCCACCAAGGCCUCGCGACCCCGCCGUCACCUGUCCACAAAGUCCUCGAGUGCAGUGCCCACCCUGUCCACGCUCAACGCCAGCAACAACGAGAAGCCCACCAAGACUGCCGUCCGCCCUCCCCCCAAAUUCGGCAAGAUGACCUCCACCAACGGUGGCGCUCCCUCAGCUGCAGCAGACCUGCUGCGGCAAGCUAUGGGCAACCAGAGAGCCGCGGCCCACGAUGACGACGGCCACGAUCAGAUCGGCUCCACCAGCUCGACCCCACCCGGUGCCUCAACGCCGCGUCCGGAUCUCACUGACAAACGACUACCGGGUAUCCUGCAUAGCUACUUUGGCCAGGUUCGUGAUUCCUUCAUGCCCCAAAGCAAAUCCUCGUUGUCAAAAAGUUCCAACCCCGCACCUGCUUCGUCUUCAGACGCCGCUUCAACGGAGCCGAAAGAGAAGGAAAACAUAGAAAAGCCUGCCCCUCGCCAGACCAUGCUGCCUAGCCCUGCUCCCAGUGCCUCUUCUCGAACCCCCUCAGCUUCGCAGUUGAAUGGUGAAACAGAGAAGCUAACGGAAGGCGAUUUUUCGUCACCACAGAAUCAGGCCACUCCUCCUCAGACACCCCGCACACGCUCACAGGAAGGGAAGCCGCCAACAUCGAGCCUGUCGCGCACCUCGCUUGCGUCAAACAACUCAAGAGAGUCGAAAACGUCGAACAAGUCGGACAAGGAAACAGCAGUGGUUGGAGCACCGAAAGGCAAGCUCGCCGUAGUCAUCUCAGAAGGACGAGACCUGCGUGCAAGCACAGACCCGUACUGUGUUAUUCAGUUCCAAUGGGCCGAGUACAUCUCGGAUGGACCCAAGCAUGACGACACAAAGGGCCGCCGUGGCCCUAUGCAGAUGAGGCGAACCGAGAGCGAGAUGCAGAGGCCCAUGGCUAUCCCAAUGAAGAGCCGCCAGAGCAGUAACAGCGGCCACAGCUCAGACGCUAGAGACGACACUUUCGAAGAGACAACGAACCCCACUUGGGAGCAUGAAGCCGAAUUUGAUGUCGUCGGCGAUCAUGCUGAGGUUGACAUUUCCGUCUACGAUCGAGCAAACGGCGAGGCUUUCCUCGGCCACGUUCGCUUCUGCCCCAACCUGAUCGAAUACGAUCAACCAUACGAUGGCUGGUUCGCGUUGGAACCUCGCGAGGGUGAGACCGGCAAGGUCACUGGCGAGAUCCACCUCAAGCUCGACUUCCAUAAGAUCGAGAAGAAGGCGUACGGCCCGGAGGACUUCGAAAUCCUCAAGCUCAUCGGUAAGGGCACGUUUGGCCAGGUUUUCCAGGUCCGCAAGCGUGACACCAAGCGGAUCUAUGCCAUGAAAGUUCUCUCGAAGAAGGUCAUUGUCCAGAAGAAGGAGGUGGCACACACGCUUGGCGAGCGAAAUAUUCUCGUCAGGACUGCGAUGGCGGACUCCUCCUUCAUUGUUGGCUUGAAGUUCUCUUUCCAGACACCGUCGGAUCUCUAUCUUGUCACUGACUACAUGUCUGGAGGCGAGCUGUUCUGGCAUCUUCAGAGGGAGGGCCGCUUCCAGGAAGCUCGUGCGAAAUUCUACAUCGCAGAACUCAUCCUGGCUUUGCAGCAUCUGCACGAUCACAAUAUUGUCUACCGCGACCUAAAACCCGAGAACAUCCUGCUCGACGCCAACGGUCACAUUGCACUUUGUGACUUUGGUCUUUCCAAGGCCAACCUUACCGAGAAUGCCACUACCAACACAUUCUGCGGUACAACUGAGUACCUGGCCCCCGAAGUGCUCUUGGACGAGCACGGUUACACAAAGAUGGUCGACUUCUGGUCUCUUGGUGUGCUAGUAUUCGAGAUGUGCUGCGGCUGGAGUCCUUUCUAUGCGGAAGACACCCAGCAGAUGUACAAGAACAUUGCUUUUGGAAAAGUCAGGUUCCCCAGGGAUGCUCUGAGCACCGAGGGCAGAAACUUUGUCAAGGGUCUUCUGAACAGGAACCCGAAGCACAGGCUCGGCGCCACUCGGGAUGCCCUGGAGCUCAAGGAACACCCGUUCUUUGCCGACAUUGACUGGGAUGCCCUGUCGAAGAAGAACGUCGUACCACCCUUCAAACCCAAGCUCAAGGGUGAGCUAGACGUUUCCAACUUCGACCCUGAGUUUACAAACGCCCUCAAUGGUAAUGGUUCGCUGAACGCUCGAGCUGCUGCUCUAGCAUCUGGUGUCAACCCCGCCUCGACGCCGCUGUCACCGACGAUGCAGGCCAACUUUGCUGGCUUUACAUUUACUGGCGAAAGCACCAUGGAGCAACAGUUUGGCAGCAGGACUCACAACGACCAUGACCGAAUGGAAGAAGACGAGAAGGACGACGUCAACUGGGACAAGCCAGCGGGCCGCGGAGAUAGGAUGUCUGGUGUCAUUCCCAGCAACAACGAGCAAGACAUCUUCAACCACGGUCAAAUGGACGUCUAG